AUGACGCCCAAGAAUUCACCGCUGUUCGCCCCAACGAGGCGAUUAUCUUCCUGCCUGGUUGCCCUGCUGACCUAUGGCGUCGCCCAAGCGGGAGAGGGAGCCCUGGACCAGCGCCCUCAACAACAAAUCCAUCCUUCGUACCUACAACAGCAGCAGCUCCCCCAGCAGCAACGACAACAACAACACGCAGAACAACUCCAAUUGACGCCCGCCGUAUCCACGACUGCCAAGCUCCUGGAUAGAAUCACCGGGGGCGCGAACAGCCACCGCCGACGAAAGCACUCCUCCCGUCACCAGCCUGCGGGGGGCGGCGGCGGCGGCGGGGGUUCGGCGGCGCCUGAUGCAAUAGAAGUCUCGGGAGCAGACUUCGCUGAGAGCACCAACGGCAGAUCGUCUCAGCAGCAGCACCUUGAUGGGGUCUACGUCAGGGGGUGGGAUGUCAACGGCGCGCCGCACUUCAAGAGGCGCAGCAAGAGAGGGAGCCGGUCGUCUCCGGUGCACCUGUUCUUCACGGGGAGUGAGUGGAUGCUGCACCUCGAUGUUGACGCUAACCUGGACAUCAACCACUGCCUGGCUUACUCGGAGGUAGCGGAGGUAAAUCCGUUGAGAACGACCCGCAAGUGGGCGGUGCGCGUGGGACAGGCGUGGGUUAGGAGGCCUCACAUGAGGCUGGCGGAAACUUCUCCGGACGCCGAGCCUAGGGUACCGGCUUGGAAGGCUAAGGAGGAGAGCCGAGCAUCAGCAGGGGCUAACCGCUACGGCGGGAGCAGCGGUAACGGCCUGGCUUCUGCGGAGGCCCAGAAGGCCAUCGACGACGCGGCCCUUAGCCGGAGACUGCUUCCCCUGUACGCGGUUUUCGUGCUUGACGCGGUGGGGCUGGGGGUAGCCCUUCCCGUGUUGCCGUUCUUCGUUAUGGGGCUCAAGGCUACGGCGCUGCAGCUGGCCAUCGUUGUUUCUUCCAACUACAUCGCCCAGACCUUCGGAACACCCGGAAAGCACUACUGCAGGAGAGA
Messenger RNA from Ectocarpus siliculosus, 1013 nucleotides. NCBI's taxonomy places the organism in Eukaryota, Phaeophyceae, Ectocarpales, Ectocarpaceae. The record is from the annotation of a GenBank genome assembly.